AUGUAUGCCGGAUCACAUUAUUGUUACACUGGAACUGAUGAGUAUGAGGAGAUGGAAAUAGAGAAUGAAAUUUUAAAUCUUCAAGACGAUCAGAUAACCAAUACCAAUACAAAUAAUAACAACAACAAUUCAUUACCCCAACCAGCAGCACCACUCUCCACUUCAUCUAAACCAUCAUUUUUAAGUUCAUUGUUUGGUAGAUCAGCACCUGCACAAUCAAAUGCAGCGCCUUCAACAAACAGUAACAGAGUAGCACCACCACCAGCAGCACCAAAACCAAUCAAAGGAAAAAGAGAAAAGAAAUUGGUAAAGAAAGCAAAUACCAAUAUUUUAAAUAUCAAUUUGGGUACUCUUUCAAAUGAACCAACCAUUGCCACUGGAGAUCCGCUACACUGUAAGGGUUGUGAUGUCAUCUACAGUCAUAUCAAUAACUUUACAGAGGUAAAGAAUCCAGAUGGCACCACCGCCAAGAAUAUACCGACUGGUGGUGGUGUCAAAGAUGGUGUUUGGACUUGUGAGUUCUGUGGUGAACCAACACCUUUCAAUUUGGAUUCACAAGAGAUUCCAACUUCUAAUAUCAUUGACUAUGUCUUGGAGCCAGCACCUGUCACCACCACUACAACGGCCAAUGAAAACACACCAAUGGUAGAGGCCAAUCCUGAUUCAUCGCUUGUUGUCUUCUGUAUCGAUGUCUCUGGUAGUAUGCAACGUACUUAUGACGUUCCACAGGGUGUAUAUCUCCACGGUUCAAAGACGAAAUCCAACUAUAUUUCCAGACUCCAGUGUGUCCAAUAUGGAAUUGAAGCACAGCUUGAAACUCUAGAAAAAGAUUAUCCAAAUCGUAGAAUUGCUAUUAUCGCUUUCAAUGCCAGUGUAGUUGUCAUCGGUGACGGAACUGGUAAGCCAAUUACCAUUCCAUCGUCCGAUCUCUAUGACACUCAAAAAUUGAUUGAUGCCGGUACCAAAUGUACUUUGGAUCAACCGAUCUCCAAAACAAGAGCACUACUCUUGAAGAAAGUAUUCGCAAUGGAUGCCGACGGAAGUACUGCUCUCGGUCCAGGAAUUGCAGUUGCCGUCGGUAUGACCGCUGCCAUCCCAGGAUCGACCAUCGUCUUGGCAACGGACGGUCUGAGCAACAUCGGUGUCGGAUCGGUUGAAUCCUCCAACGUUUCCGAGGCUGCCAAGUUCUACGAUGAAAUCGGUCAGAUUGCCAAGAAGAACGGUACAACCAUCUCGGUUCUCACCAUCAAGGGAACCGACACCAAGUUGGAACAAAUCGGUCAGCUUGCAGAGUUGACCAAUGGAAAUGUCGAUAUUGUCGAUCCACUCAAGAUCAAGGAAGAUUUCAAAGCAGCUUUGGAGUUACCAAUCCUCGCCACCCAUUGCUCCAUUAAGGUGCGUCUACAUCGUGGACUCUACAUCUCGGAUCCACUGUCACCAACCGUCGACCAAUCCUCGAUCUUCAAGGAGAUAGGUAAUGUCAACCAAGAGACAAUCGUUGCAUUCGACUAUGGUACCAUCAAAGAUAGAAAGAUCGACGAAUCACUCAAGUCAUUGCCAUUCCAAUUACAGAUAACCUAUACCACCCUCAAGGGUAUGAAGUGUCUGCGUGUCAUGACAAUGACACAAGAGACAACCAAAGAGAAACAACUGGCCGAGGAACACGCCAAUAUCGAAGAGAUCGGUAUCAACAUGGUUCAAAACAGUUCCAAGGUUGCAGCAUCCGGUGAUUACAACAAGUCGCGUGCUGUCAACCUUCAGAGUGCCAACAUGAUGAAGCGUAUCAUGACCAACCAACAACAACAAAUUCAAUCACCAGUAAUCGACCAACAAAAACAACAAUAUCUCCAAAAACAACAACAGAAUGCACAAGUCUGGUUGCAACAGGCUCAAACCCUCGAAACUACACUCACCACAAAUCUCCAGAAAGAAUCACUUAACGAUCACCUCUCAGAAGAGGAAGUCUAUCGUCAACGUAAAUCAGAGAGAAACGAUGAGACCGCAACUAUGUUAUUCAACAUGAAACAAAUGAACUCUCGUAAAGCAAGAAAGAAACCAAAUUUAUUGUUGUUAAACCAACUUAUAAGUGGUAGACAACCACAACAACAACAAUGUUUGAAGAUCAGUUAUAUGCCAUUGUUAAGAUAUAAUACUAUUAAUAAUAAUAGUAGUAUUAGUAGUAUUAGUAAUAUUAGAUCAUAUUCAACUAAAAAUAGUAAUAAUAAUGAUGAUGUACAACAAAAUAGUAAAAAUAAUAAUAAUAAUGAUAAAGAGGAACAAGAGUUUCAAGCUCAAACCUUUCAGGUAAUAACACCUCCACCACAGGAAGAAAAGAUGGAAUGGAAGUUGUUUGGUCAAGGUAGAUCCAUUAGUAAUCUAGUGAUGUUCUCCAUUGGUUUUAUGAUGUCUGCUUUCACACUUGGUGGAAUCACCUUUUCAUUGCUCGAAACUGACAAAUCACAUGAAUCCUAUGAGUAUUAUAAUAACUUAUUAGAUUAUUUUUGGUGGGCACCACCCAUUGGUUUGUGGCACAACAACGGUGUACUUGACAAAGCAAUCGAUGAAUACAAACAAGGAACCAUAUCACCAGAAGGUGUAAAGUUAUUAUUUAAUAUUUCAACAUUCAAAGCUGGUAGACAAAUUCUUUGUCAAAAAGGAUUAAUCGAAACUAUUUGUAAUCGUAUUGAUCAAUUCUUUGAAGAAGAUAAUAAUAAUAAUCAAAAUAAAUCAACUAUAAUUGUUGUCAAUAACAACAACAACAACAACAACAGCAAUAAUAAUAAUAAUAAUAAUCAUCAUAGUCAUGCACCAUUAAUAUUGAAAUUCCAACCAAGUCCAGUAACUGGAUAUGAAUUAUCAUUACUUGUUAAUCUCUCUGUAUUCAAUGGAAUCGAUGUAUCACCAAGUACCAAAGCUAAAAUAUCUGAACUUCGUAAGAAACUACCAGAUGGUUUUAAAUUCCAACGUCCAUUGGAUAAUGAUUUCUUUAUUGAAAGAAGUCAAUUAUUAACAAAUAUACACAGAUUAUAUGAGAAUCCAGUUGGAUUGAGUGGUUUGUUGUUAUAUGGUUUGGGUGGUGCAUUCUAUGCAUUCAUGAUGUUGCGUAAGCGUCCUCAGUCGACUCGUCGUCUUGGAAUGAGAAAUACAGCGAUGGCCAGUAUGUUGGUUGCAGGUGUACACACCUACAGAACGAUUACCUAUGACCGAUUCAUCGAUAAAGCGAAAUCAUACCCUGGCUAUCUCGUGCGUAUCGAAACUACAUCGCUACUCUACUCGACAGCGAUGAUGUUGGUCUCUGGAUUCCCUCACCUCUAUUGGAUGUUACCGAGUCUAACAAUGUACUUUGGUAUCAGUGCCUACCAAGCAUUCUCAUUGUUCCAAUUACUAAAGAGUGAUCUACAAAAGGAACUUAAUCGAAUCGAAAAAGAUAACUAA
Molecule: messenger RNA, 3435 nt
Organism: Heterostelium album PN500
Lineage: Eukaryota; Evosea; Eumycetozoa; Acytosteliales; Acytosteliaceae
Product: type A von Willebrand factor domain-containing protein
Exons: 6
Coding region: 1-3435 (1144 amino acids)
Biological process (GO): COPII-coated vesicle cargo loading
Cellular component (GO): endoplasmic reticulum exit site; COPII vesicle coat
Molecular function (GO): zinc ion binding; SNARE binding
Source: RefSeq, a predicted model, not a curated record